AUGGAGUCCGCCGCCCCCUAUGCUAUCUCAGUGAGAGAUCAAACUGGUUCGAUUGUUAUCGUCGAGACAUUGUUCAUGUCGUGGAUGAUAUUAGUAACUCUGAUCCGACUGUACUUGCGCCUCGCCAUCAAUGGGCCGUUGCAGAUUGAUGAUUUGAUAGUGUUCAUCGGAAGUGUAAUGGCUGUCGCCCAUACAGGAACAAUUAUGGGUGCAAUUUCCCACGGUCUGGGUAGAUCGCAAGACGAGAGCAUGUUAUCGGAUUUGAAACAGGCUGGGAAGACCGGAAAAUGCAUGGACUACAAAACUGACGGAGAUUGGGUUCAGGGGGUUUAUGCUGCAAACCUUUUCUUUCUGGCCGGUCACGGUGCCGCCAAAAUCUCCACGUGUUUGCUUCUCCAACGGCUAGGUAGACAAAAGCACUACUUGCUCUGUUCUAAGAUUCUUCUGGGCGCGGUGGUGGUGUGGACAGUCACUUCGAUGUUGGCGAUUGCAACCAGUUGUCUCCCGCAAUAUCAGUUUAUGAUGCCUCAGCACUGUGGUAAUGUGGGCACCGCCUGGAAGGCAAUUACUGCGUUCGACAUUAUCACAGAAAUUUUCACCUUUGGGAUGAGUAUUUUACUAGUCUGGGGUAUUCAGAUGCAGCGGAAGGAGAAAGGGGCAGUGAUUUUUGCAUUUGGAACUAGAACUCUGUGCGUGCCUGAUAUUGCAAAAGAACAAGACUUGAAAUGGAUAUUAAUUUCGUUUGUGAUAUUUAGGUUGAUCAUAAUAACUAUAAUCCGACAAGUCUUUCUCGAUCGCUCACUUUUCCAUCAUGAUGCGCCGUUGCGUCUAUCGGAUUCAAUCAUUGCCACCGCCGCCCUCCUCCACUGCAGUAUCAUGAUGGCUACCGUGCCAUGUCUGAAACCCUUUGUUAUUUCAUUCAACACAGGAUGGGGACAGGGUGUAAAAAAUAGGAAUGGCGAAAAUACUUAUUUUACCCCUGCGGGGAAGAGCACAUCGGCUAUUCGAUCUCAAGCCUACACGACUAACCAAGGGGAGGAGGACGAGGCCAAUCUGACUGUUACCCGGCAUUCACGGGAUAGCCAGAACUCACACCGUCUGAUAAUUCACCAGAGGCGUGAAUGGACCGUAGAGGAGGACUAUGAAAUGCACUCUCUGGGAGAUGGCAUUUAA
Penicillium cinerascens is the source of this 1173-nucleotide messenger RNA. RefSeq lists its product as uncharacterized. The coding region runs from base 1 to 1173 and encodes 390 amino acids. The record is from RefSeq and is a predicted model, not a curated record. The transcript has 4 exons. Lineage: Eukaryota; Fungi; Ascomycota; Eurotiomycetes; Eurotiales; Aspergillaceae.